This is a messenger RNA of Candida dubliniensis CD36, 879 nucleotides long. RefSeq names its product pyridoxine biosynthesis protein (gene SNZ1). The record is from RefSeq and is a predicted model, not a curated record. The transcript has a single exon. Gene Ontology annotation, biological process: amino acid metabolic process; pyridoxal 5'-phosphate biosynthetic process; pyridoxine biosynthetic process. Gene Ontology annotation, molecular function: amine-lyase activity. NCBI's taxonomy places the organism in Eukaryota, Fungi, Ascomycota, Pichiomycetes, Serinales, Debaryomycetaceae. The coding region runs from base 1 to 879 and encodes 292 amino acids.
AUGUCAGAUUUCAAAGUAAAGGCCGGUUUAGCACAAAUGCUUAAAGGCGGUGUUAUAAUGGAUGUUGUUAAUGCUGAUCAAGCCAAAAUCGCUGAGGCAGCUGGUGCUUGUGCUGUUAUGGCAUUAGAAAGAAUUCCUGCUGAAAUGAGAAAAUCAAAUCAAGUUUGUAGAAUGUCUGAUCCGAAAAUGAUUAAAGAUAUAAUGGAGACAGUUAAAAUCCCAGUUAUGGCAAAAUGUAGAAUUGGUCAUUUUACUGAAAGUCAAAUUUUGGAAGCUUUAGGUGUAGAUUACAUUGAUGAAAGUGAAGUUUUAACUCCGGCUGACACUGUAUAUCAUAUUGAUAAAACCAAAUUCAAAGUGCCAUUUGUAUGUGGAGCAAGAAACUUGGGUGAAGCAUUGAGAAGAAUUCAUGAAGGAGCAGCCAUGAUUAGAUGUAAAGGUGAAGCAGGUACUGGUGAUGUUUCAUCAGCAGUGGAUCAUAUUAGAACUAUUAAAAAAGAUAUUGAAGAAGCCUCAAAAUUGAAAAGUGAAACGGAAAUUGUUGAACUUGCACGCAAAUUAAGAGUCCCCACUGAAUUAUUAAUUAAAGUCAUUGAAGCAAAGAAAUUACCAGUGGUUUUGUUUUGUGCUGGUGGUGUGUCAACUCCAGCUGAUGCUGCAUUAUUGAUGCAAUUGGGUUGUGAUGGUGUUUUUGUUGGAUCUGGUAUUUUCAAGUCAAAGAACCCAGAAAAAUUGGCCAAGGCAAUUGUCAACGCUACCACUCAUUACAAUGACCCAGUUAAACUUUUGCAAUAUUCAACUGAUUUGGGUGAGUUGAUGGGAGGAAUUGCAAUUGAUUCAAUUAAAGAGGAUGAAAAGUUGGAAAAAAGAGGUUGGUGA